AUGAACGAACUUCUCACAUCUUCUGCGAGAAGAAGUUCAUCAUCCCGAAUUAUAAGGAUACCUAUGGAUAACAAUGAUCAAUUUAGCUUAAAACUACUGAACAAGAAAUUGUUGGAAACACAUGAAAUAAAGAUAGCAACCAGGAAAAAAUUACUAGAAGUCUAUGAUGCUUUGGGAGAUCCUAAUAUCAGAUCGAGUUUGGAUCAUUCAUAUUAUGAUGCUCUAAUCGAGCAAACAUCAAACUUGAAUCUGACCCUAAUUCCAGAAGAUUAUCCAAAAAUAUUUAGGAGAUUAAUAUGUUUUCCUAACGUAGCAUCAGAGUAUGUUCAAGUGCUAAAUGGAAGAAUUCAAGAACUACAUACUCAUUUUACAACCAAACAAAUUUCUUCAUUGCUGAGAUCGUAUGUUUUUAUAAAGUCCAGACCCGUAAAAACAGUUCAUUAUCUAGUAGAAACAUUUUGCAAUAAAUUUGAUACUGCAAAAACAUCGCAUAUUAGAGAUAUGAUAUCCUCAUUGGCAACGCUCAGAAUUCCAAAUCAGGGUAUAGUAGAAAAACUUCAUAAUAUUGUUGUGCCAAUUCUGCCCAAACGUUUCAAGCAAAUGGACCCUAGUGAUAUUGCAAUUUUUGUAAAUUCGUUCGUACGCCAAGGAGUUAAUCAGAACGAAAUCAUACAUUUUAUCGAGAUGAAUAGUGAUAAAAUAGUUUCAGAUGCAUCUCCAAAGAGUAUUGCAUUGAUUAUAAAUGCAUUUGCUAAAAAUAACAAAUCUUCCAAUAAUCUUCUGCUAAAAAUAUCGAAAAAACUCUCUGGUAUUAUGGAUAAAAUUAUUAACGUUGAACAAAAUGAUCUUUGUCAUGAAAAGAAAAUAAAUGUGAUAGAUGUUGCCAUGAGUUUUAAUGCUUUUGUCAAACUGGAAUUCUUUGAUGAAAAACUGCUUAACAAAUAUAUUCCAUGGCUCAUAAAGGAAUUAAAUUUGGAUACAUCGAUUUUGUCAUUGGUAUUGAUAUCUCAUGCGUAUUCACAAUGCGACGUUAAGUCUAAGGAACUUUUUUCCAGAAUUGCAUGCUUAUCUAUACCAAAAUUGAGCAAAUUCAACUGCCAACAACUAGGUGUUAUAGCCUUAUCUUUUACAAGGGUUGGAUAUGUUCCAAGGUUGUUCUUUUGUAGGAUAGCUGAUGAAAUAAUCUAUCGUGGAACUAUAGGGCUUAAUCAUAAAAGGUAUUUAUUUGAUUUCCAAUCUUUGGAGCAGCUUAUGCAGGCGUUUAGUAGGAUAGGAUUCAAAGAUCAAAGGAUUUAUGCUACACUAACUACAUUGCUGAAACAGCGCUUUAAGGAAACAAAUGGUGAAGAACUUAAUGGGACAAUUGUUGCAUCAUUAAUUACUUCGAUUUCCUAUAAUAAAGUGGACCAAUUUGUGCCAUUUAUAAUAAAUGCUAUUGAAAAAAUUAAAUCGUCCAGUGCAUAUAGCACUGUGGCAAUAGCAAAAAUCCUUAGUGCAUUUAACAAACUAAAAAUUAAAAAUCGUCCAUUGGUAGAACUGUUUUUACAAGAGACACGUGAUCGUGUGAAUCAAUUUUCACCGUCCUCCCUUAUUUCAUCAGUAAAUUCACUAUCACAACUAAAGUGUUAUGACUCACUAUUGAUAAAAGAAACCAUAAAAAGAGUCACUCUACAUUUAGCACAACUUUCCACAUAUGAUAUUUCUAAUGUGAUUUCAGCCCUAGCAAACUUUGGAUAUAGAAAUGUUUCAUUUAUAAAAAAAAUAUCGGUUUGUAUAAAUUACAGAAUUGAUGAGUUUUCUAAACAACAACUGAAUAAUAUAUUUAACAAGUUAACUAUACUUAGAACUUCUGAUCUCAAUCUGUUAUUAUUAUUGUUUGAUAAAAUUUCAAUAAAUCAGCAUGAAUUAAAUGGAAUCGACAUCGGUAAAGUUUGCAUGUCGUAUAUCUAUCUUCUUAUGCAUUUUGAUUGUUUGAACAAAGAGAUAAUAGAAGGUAAAUGUCCUAAUAUUUCACCAUAUGUUGUUCCUGAAACAUAUGAUGUAUUCCUAGACCGACUUAUUGGAAAUUUAAGCAGUAAAUUGGAUGUUUCCACCAUAUUCAUAAUGAAGACCAUAUAUUUGUACCUGACACACUUGAAGCCUGAAAAAUACUAUAAACUUUCAUCAAAAUCUAAGGAAUUAUUAAAAAAAUGUGAUAUUAUCACUUUUAACUUGGCGGAAUAUAUAUUAACGUCUUCUCCAGCACAUAGAGAAUUAUCACAUUUUCUAAAUUUGGCUGGAGUUUUACACAAAAAUGAAGUUCAAUGUGGUCCGUAUUUAAUCGACAUUGUACCGGAAGUUAAUCCAGGUAUCAAAGUUGCAAUAGAAUAUGACGGUCCAUCCCAUUUCUAUGCCGAAACAGUAAUGAGGAAUAUCAAGUCAAUCACUAAACACGAGAUAUUGGAGAGCAUGGGAUGGGAAGUCAUUCAUGUACCAUACCAAGAAUGGAUUCAACUAGGUUGUCAACUUCCUAAAUAUCAACAACUUUUAGUUUCCGAUAAACAGAAGAUUGUCUAUUGCAAUAAACUAAAGAUGGAAAUGCUCCAUCUUGCUCAACGACGUGAAAAGAGCAAUUCUACGAACUUCCACCAAAAGAGAAUGUACAGUACAAAUCGCAUUAGCACAAGAAAAAGGCUAAAAAGUAUUAAUUCUAAUGUCAUGAAACAGUACUUAGACGAUCUGGUUGUGAACGAGCUAGAAGAGAAUACACCUUCCGAAUCGACUACUGAUGAAAUAACAGAUGAAAUAUAUAGUAUUAUUAUAAAUUCGGAUGGUAAUAUUAUAGAUAUUGAUAUUCCUGAUGCAGAUAAAGAAUAA
Molecule: messenger RNA, 2856 nt
Organism: Theileria equi strain WA
Lineage: Eukaryota; Apicomplexa; Aconoidasida; Piroplasmida; Theileriidae
Exons: 10
Coding region: 1-2856 (951 amino acids)
Biological process (GO): regulation of mitochondrial mRNA stability; mitochondrial RNA processing
Cellular component (GO): ribonucleoprotein granule; mitochondrial matrix
Molecular function (GO): RNA binding
Source: RefSeq, a predicted model, not a curated record